This is a messenger RNA of Nannospalax galili (Upper Galilee mountains blind mole rat), 8302 nucleotides long. It is a transcript of the gene Hycc2, whose product is annotated as family with sequence similarity 126 member B. Lineage: Eukaryota; Metazoa; Chordata; Mammalia; Rodentia; Spalacidae. Gene Ontology annotation, cellular component: plasma membrane. The transcript is spliced from 11 exons. The coding region runs from base 1 to 1740 and encodes 579 amino acids. Gene Ontology annotation, biological process: phosphatidylinositol phosphate biosynthetic process; protein localization to plasma membrane. The record is from RefSeq and is a predicted model, not a curated record.
AUGAAAGUAAUUGUUAGGAUUAACAUAUAUUCAGUAAAUGACAGGAGCCUCCAAGCCUUAACAAGUCAUAAAAAUAAUACAGCCUCCAAGAGUGCCUCUGCUGUGUACUGCAGUGAGUUUGAAGAAUUUCAGCUCCUGGAACCUGUCUGCCACCAGCUGUUUGAGCUCUAUCGUAGCUCUGAAGUUCGACUUAAGAGGUUCACACUGCAGUUCUUGCCAGAAUUGAUAUGGGUUUAUCUACGGCUUACAGUUAGCCGAGACAGACAAAGUAAUGGCUGCAUUGAAGCACUUCUACUAGGAAUUUAUAAUCUGGAAAUUGCCGAUAAAGAUGGAAACAAUAAAGUGCUAUCUUUCACUAUCCCUUCUUUAUCCAAGCCUUCAAUAUACCAUGAGCCCUCAACAAUUGGAUCCAUGGCUCUGACGGAAGGGGCAUUGUGUCAACAUGAUCUCAUCAGAGUUGUUUAUAGUGAUCUUCAUCCUCAGAGAGAAACAUUUACUGCACAAAACCGGUUUGAAGUCCUGAGUUUUCUAAUGCUAUGUUAUAAUUCUGCUAUUGUGUAUAUGCCUGCCUCGUCUUACCAAUCUCUUUGUCGAAUGGGCUCCAGGGUUUGUGUGAGUGGCUUUCCACGACAACAUGAGAAACAGUGGAAGGAACUCUGUGGUCGAAUAGCAUUGGAUCCUGAAUUUAUGGUGCAGCUUCUCACAGGAGUUUAUUAUGCCAUGUAUAAUGGACAGUGGGAUCUUGGCCAGGAAGUACUUGACGACAUCAUUUAUAGAGCUCAACUAGAACUCUUUUCUCAACCACUCUUGGUUGCUAAUGCCAUGAAAAACUCAUUACCAUUUGAUGCACCUGAUUCUUCACAAGAAGGCCAGAAAGUACUUAAAGUGGAAGUCACUCCAACAGUGCCGAGGAUUUCUCGGACUGCAAUUACCACAGCUUCAAUCCGUCGUCAUAGAUGGAGAAGAGAAGAUGGCUUUGACUUCUCAAACGAGGCUGACUCGAGUAUUCCUGGCUCCCCGAUCCAACACGGCUCCACUGACCUAGGGAUCAAACGUGUGCAAGAGGGGGAGGUGCUGGUGCCCAGGACCCCUGAGCAUGGCUCGUCGGAGCCCAACUCAGCAGCAGCCACAACAGAGGGUGCUGAGGGUCUAAAUGGAGGAGAGGAAUCUGUAAACCUGAAUGAUGCAGAUGAAGGAUUUUCAUCAGGGGCUUCUCUCAGCAGCCAGCCACUUGGGACCAAACCAUCCUCCUCUUCUCAGAGGGGGAGCUUAAGGAAAGUAGCAACUGGGCGUUCAGCCAAAGAUAAAGAAACAGUAUCUGCCAGCAAAUCUAAUGAGAGCCCUCGAGAUUCAGUAGUUCACAAGCAGUUUGUACAGCAACCAACGGAUCUUAGUGUAGAUUCAAUUGAGCUGACACCGAUGAAGAAACACCUGAGCCUGCCUGCUGGCCAGGUGGUGCCAAAAACCAAUAGUUUAAGUCUAAUUCGGACAGCAAGUGCUUCCUCAAGUAAAUCAUUUGACUAUGUAAAUGGCAGUCAAGCAAGUACCAGCGUUGGGGUUGGCACUGAGGGAGUUACUAAUCUAGCAGCUACCAAUGCUAAUCGAUACUCAACUAUCAGUCUGCAGGAAGACCGGCUAGGUCACACUGGUGAAGGCAAAGAGCUCCUCAGCCCAGGAGCCCCCUUAACCAAGCAGUCUCGAUCCCCAAGUUUCAAUAUGCAGCUAAUAUCCCAGGUGUAGCUUUGAUGUCCCCUCUUUCUGCUAACCUGUUAAACUGAACAUUUCAUUGUGCAAGACACUUCAUCCCACAUUGUGAAAAUAUUGGUCAUUGUAAUCAGAUUUGACUUAGUUUAGAUAUCUUCAUACUGUAUUUUGUAUGGAAACAGCAAUAAGGUUUUCUUUUCUCUCCUUUGACCUCUCUUCCUGUUCCUUGUCAUUGUAUUUGUGAAGCAGUGUAAAAUGUUUGCCUUUUCAUGCCUUCCUUUUUCCUUGGGUGAUGUGCAAUCCAUCGUAGGCUGAUCAGUCCCAUUUCAGCACUGUGAGACUGAGGAUAUGUUAGAGGAAAUGGUGUAUAUGAUCCCUAUGAAGUGAUUCUUUGGUUUUUAUUUAAAAACAAAACGGGUUUGUUCACAUGAUCUAUGGAACUAUGAAGAUAACUGGAUCAUAUUUUUUUUCUCUUAACCAGGAGUGCCUCAGAGAUUCUGCUAGGACUUUGGACUUCUCUGAGUCUGUGCAAUUGUAUAUUCUUAUAAAGCAUGGGGCAAGGUGGUGGACUGCUGCACGUUCUCAUUAAAAUGAGGGUAGCUCUUUUCCCCCCUUUCCCUUUAUCCCAAGGACAUAAAUGUUUAAUUAUUGAGGCAUUUAAAUCAAUUUGUGUCCACCUCCAUUGGAGGGUGGGGCUCUAUGUAAUUGAUAAUGCACUUUCUCAAUGGCUCUCUAGUCAUUAACAUGUCUUCCCUCUUCCCACAAGGACUUGAGGGCAUUUCUGUCCUUAAAGAUUGAACUAACAAGUCAGAGACUCCAAGGGGCAUGUUCUAUUUCCCAGGAAUGAUUGACACUUUGGUGCUGGGGUUUUGUGGGGGGAGGGGUGUUUUUUGUUUAGCCUGUGUGCGAUUGUAUGUAAAGGGACAUUUUAAUUGGUUUUGAUUUUUUUUUCUCCCUUUGUGAGCUGAUGAUGACUGAAGUAGAGACUGUACAUCUUCAGGUAAAGAGAGGGAUUUCUCAGUCUACUUUCUGUGAUGUCAGACUUUUGGAGAAACCCUUUCAGCUGCUCUCUAGAUGUACCUAAAUUCAGUCAGAUAUUGGAUUAAGAAACCUAAGGUCUUGAGAUCAUAUACUCCAAGGAAACACAUCAGGGACAGAUAAUUGGUUGAAAACACUGAUGCUUCAAUGUGACACAUUUUUAUAGAACAUUUCUACCAGAGGGUACUGACUUGAUUUCUCCACAAGGACCACACUGCCUUUGUGUUUAAUGCAAUUUGUGUAUCUUCUACUAUAUCUGCAAAGUUUCUCGUUUUGAUAAAACUUUGAAAUCAUGCCAGUAAGCUAGAUGUUGAAUGUAUGUAAGUAGCAUUUGGUAACUGCUAAGAAGCCACAAAAAUAUAUUAUUGGUUUAAAUUUUUCUGUUCUAAUUUGGAUGGGUAAGAUGUUAUUAUAAUCUCUUCUGGGUCUCAGGCUCUAAUAUUUGAAAAAGGGAAUAUAUUGAGUUUUUGAAAGUCAGUAUUGUGACUUGAACUGCUAUGAAUUAUACAUCCAGAAAAACACAUCAGUUAUACAGGUCUUUGUACAUGUACACAUUUUUGUUAUUGUGAAAGAAAAAUAUAUUGAAUUUAUAGAAAGCAAGUAUUCUCCUAAUUAGGACAAAGUUUAAAAUUUUAUAUCUACUAAUUACAGUAGAUUUUGAUAAAUAAAGUAACCAGAUAAAUGCCUCUCUUUUUUUCACAUUAACACCACCACCACUUGUGGGAGAGUUUGGGUGGGAGCAUGUUGUAUUAGAAUCAUCCUUGAGUGGAUUUGUUGGUCUUUAACAUUUUUCAACUCCUGUAAAAGUAGAAAACUAGAACCUGAAAUGUUAUCUACAACAUUCCCAAAAUUUGGGGUAAAGCUGAUGAUUUAUUGAUCUUUAUGGUAUGUAUAUAUAUUUGUCACAAAGACAUUUUAGACCUCGUUUUUUCUAAUUUAACGCUAUCAAGAAAAUGACAAGAAUUAUAAAACAGCCAAAAUUAGUGCAAUAAAAUGUUUUUGUAACAUACUAAAAGGCAAGUUUCUAGUACCUCAAGAAAGGUCAGUCACCUUAUAGCAAAAUUAUUUGGUUUAUUUGGCUGUUUUGUAACUCAAGUUGUAUAUAUGCUGGCAUCUAAAUCAAGCAUGAUUUUAAUUAAAGCACAAAAGAAAUACCAAACAAUUCCAAAUUAUAGCAAAAGUUAUAGUAAAUACAAGAAAAUGUCCUUUGGUUAGAAACGUUAUAACUGAAAAAUUGAUUUUAAAGAUUUCUUUCAUCUUCAAAGAUUUCAUUUAUCUGUAUGUACAGAUGUGUAGAUUUUGUUUAUAUACAUAUAUAUUAAUACAUGAUGACCCUGUAACAUUUGCUUUCUAGUCUUUGGGUUACAAGUCGAUCUCAAUGAAAAAAUUUUUAUUUUGUUUAUACUUUACAGUCAGGAUCUUAUAAUAAAUUUUCUGUAUGAGAUAAUAGCUAAAAUGAAAUGGGUUAGCUUAACAAAUUGUCCAGUUUUCUAAGAAUUGUUUUGCUCCCUUUGCAUUAUUGGCAUCUAACUGAAAAUGGUUUUGUUUAGCAGCUGUUACAGUUAUAAGCCAGAAAUAUUUACAAUUUAUCUUUUAACAACUUUAUAAAAGUACUUCUGCUGGGCGUGGUGGCACACGCCUUUAAUCCCAGCACUAGGGAGGCAGAGGCAGGUGGAUCUCUGUGAGUUCAAGGCCAGCCUGGUCAACAUAGUGAGUUCCAGGACAGCUGGGGCUACAGGGAGACCCUGUUUCAAAAAGACCAAAAAAAAAAAAUACUUCUGUAAAAGUUCAUCCCAUUAAUAGAAAGGAUGUUUAGGGAGAAAAUACUUGUUUUCUAUAAAAAUUUUUUUUUGAUUGAUGCCACCUAUGUUGAGUCAGAUUAAGGAAUAGCUGAAGGUUUUAAGAGCUCUACUAUGUGACAUUAAUUUUAAAGUCAUGUUGCUAAUAAGAAACUAAAAUAUAAAGUAAAAAGUUAAUUUAGAAGUAGUUUUAAAGUAUGAAAAUAUUUUAAGAUGCCAGUGAGAAAAAUGGUUGUCAUUAAAACAUUGAUUCCUUCUCUCACCCUUUUCCAAUCCAGUGUUCUGUGCCUAGUUACUGCAGAAUCAGUAUUUUUCUGCUAGAAAAGACCCUAAAGAUAAUCUAGCUAAUAUUUACCAGGCACACACAUUCAUUCAUCCUCAGGAAACUGGGGCUCAAAGAGAUUGGGAUAUGAGGUUCAUAUCUAAGAAGCAGAGCCAGAAUCAAACCUUGUCGCUAGUCAAAUGCAUAUUAACAAUCCACUGCCUCUCUAUAUCCAUACUUUGAUAGAUAUGUAGUGCUUUGCCAUUUCUGCAAUUUAUUUAUAUUUCUGAUCUAGUAGUUGGUGAAUAUAACACAUUAAGACAAGUAUUAAAUCCAGAAAAAUGUAGAAUAAUAAAUACUGAUGGAAGUGUUUGAAAUGUAGGUAUCUACAAAUGUUAGGAUAGGUACAUUAUUCUUUCCUAAUUUAUGCCUUACUAACUUUCUGCCACAUAUGUUAUAUGCUGCCAUGCUGUUUAUAUUUGUGGGGAUUUGUUUAAGUGCAAAAUAAACCCAAUGAAAUGACUUGGAUCAGUGUUUCUAGCUAUUUGAAAGUGGUUUUUGAAGCAGUCAGUUUCCAGUCACCAAACCUGCCAAUAAAUUUGUAUUGAACAAUGGAGGAUUGAAAAGUAAAGGUAAAAAAACUCAGUUCCAUUAAUUUUUGAGUGAUUGGACCUUACCAUGCUUAGAGCAGAUAAAAGCAAUAUUUAUUUGACUGAAAAAAGUUUGAGUGAGUGUGAAGCUUAUGACUCCAUAAUGGAGCAGUGGCCUUGUCAUUUACAGUGUGUGCCAUAUGCACCAUUAUAAAUGCCUUGGUUUCAGCUGUGUAAGCUCAAGGUCUCCAGCCUGUAUUCCAUUUAGUUGCUUUAAAUUUCUUAUAAUUAUUUAUCAGACACUGGGAUACUGAGUAACUUCCUUCACAUUGUUUUUGUUUGCACUACUUUUGUGAGUAUUCUAAUGAAGUAGGGCAUUUUUCUUACCUCACUUUGUGAGGUUUACGUGGGUCCAUUUUUGAGUACUUUAGUUGUGACAAUCAGCUGUCUCAUCUAAUUCACUGCAUGUUCAUUUAUAAAUAAAAAUAGUAGUUCUGUCUUUAUGGGUAUCACACUGUACAAACACUGGCAAGGAGGCUCUCUCCAUUUUUAAACUUGUUUUGUAUUGUACAAGUACAUUUUUGUUUUGUUUCACAAAAGCCCAGUAUUUCAAUAAUACUUUGUUUUUCAAUUAAAAUUAAUAGCUCAUGUUCGUGAUUAGAAAUUCUAUAAGAAUUUUAAGGCAACUUUACUAUACUAUGGAUAUGUUAGUCAGACCAUGAGACUUUUUAUCUUUCAAGUUGAAUGAUUACUGUUUAUUGUUUCACUGAGUUGGGUGAGAUACAUGAUACUUAAAAUUUUUUAAAGUGUUUUUCAGAAAUAAGUGGUUUGAAAAUGAACUAGCUAAUGAAUUAGAGUAUUUGCUAGAUUAUAUGAACAUGGAAUACAGUGUAGAAUUAAUAAUCCAAAUAAAAUCAUGAGUCAUCAGAUUGGUACAAUUUUCCAUGCUAAGACAAAUUUUAGUAUUGUUUAUAGCAUGUGAAUCCAGUGAAUAUAUCACGUUGGUACUGAACUACAUAGGAAAUACUCCAACAGGUGGCGCAACCCCGCUUCCUUGCCCAUGUGGGCACAUUUUUUUCUAACCCUGACUUUUGGGCUUUUUUUUUGUUCACAGUAUUUUUGUAAUCCUAACCAUUCAUCCUAUGAGAAGUAUACACAGAUCAAAUAAUUCAGGAUGCAAGUUCACAGAAAGCUAGGAAUGAUGUGAAAUAACUGGCAGCAUAGUACAGAGAUGUAGUUUCUAUAUUUUUCUUCUGAAUUUUGAGAAAAGUGGGUUCAUAAUGUUUACAAAUUAAGACAUAUUCAUAUGUCUGCUAUUAUGCUACUACAUUUAAUAGGAAUUUUACCAAAAAAGUAGAAUUAAAUAUAGCUUAAGGUGUAAAUGAGUCUUUUUUUAAGAAAUUGUGUAUCUGGAGGUAGAUCUAAUAUGUCUUUUUAUUUUCAGAGAAACGUGAACUUAAUUGGACAGUCCAUCUUCAUAUAUAGGAAUAAUUAUCUGGUUUGCUGUAUCUGAGUGUAAACAGUUCAGUGUUAAUCAUAUCAGAAGAUACUUUUUGCAUCUUCAUUGAUUACAAAAUUUACCAAAGAAAAUGUUAUUGACCAAAAUCAUUUUUAAAGCACCUGUUAAGGAAUAAAGCUCCUUUAACAAAGUGAUUGCUUUCUAAUCCUGAGGGAAAUAAAUAUUAAUUCUUUAAAUUGGAAAAUGUGCAUACAGUAAAUAUACAAGAUUUUAUUUGGUUUUCUUGCAUGAAUUAGAUCUCAACACUCCAUUAACAGUACCAAUGAAAGAAUAUGUCCUAAUUUUAUUCCUUGUGGCAUGUUCUUAUUAAAAUGGAGGAUUUCGGUUACGAGUAUUGAAUAAAAAGGGGAAAAAUGUCUGGAAUUCGUAUAUUGGUAUAUUAUGGGUUGCUAAGAUAAAAUUAUGGGAGGAAACUAUAGAAAUCCACCUCUCAGUGCACAAUGGAAGUUACUUCUAACAAGUAUAAUAUUGCCUAAACUGGUAUGGUUUGUUUACAUAAUUUAUGUACAUGUUCACCCUUGACUAUUUUUUGUCUGCAUAAAAAAAAUCAAGCUAAAAUAUUCUUUUAAAUGUAUAGAACUAAAAGAUUUAAACUGUUUCGUGAUUUCUUAAAUUAUAAAACAGUUGUUUUUUAACUGCUCUUCCAAACAAGUUAAAUAUUUUUUUCAUAUCACAUGAUUGUUAAAAAGAAAUAAAUGCCUUGCUCUUGGAAAGAGACAAUUCUAAAUAAUUACUAAUAAUGGCCUAGGUUUUGAAAUUAGGCUGGCUUUACAGUCAGUUUAAAACUGGUUAAAUGAAAUGGUUUUUACAGUACAAGAAUUUUACUACCUUGGAUUUAUGUAAUUUGAUUUCUGUAACAAGCAAACAAUAUCCCAUUUUCAUAUAUUUGUUUCAUAAAAGGAUAUAGCUGGUGUUUUUGUUUAACCAACAUCAACUUCCCACAUAUUCAGAGAAUGGUGCUGGUGAAAAUUUAGGGCAGACAUGCAAAAAGUAUGAUCUUUAUUGAAUGAUGUCCUUUCAACCUAGGACUAGUGAAAAAUCAUUUUUUUUCAGAGCUGAAGAAAGAAAAUGCACAUUUAAGAUCAUAUUUAUUGGUGCAUGUGAGCCAUUACCAUCUUACUGAACUGAUUAAUGCUGUUGAUUGUUAAAAUGUGAAAUGUAGUCACUGUUGACCUUGUAAAUAUCUGCCAGAGAUUAAAAAUAUUUUAAGUUAUUGUAAAUAAAGAUGUAUAAAACUCAGUAUCAGUCUGCAAUGCAGAAAAUAUAUCUCACAUGUUAAAUAUUGUGUUUCUUGAGGGAUGUAUAAUUUCUCCCCAGGUGUAUCUAGCUAUAUUAAGAAUGUAAAUUUUCUUUUGUACAGUACAAAAAUACAGCUUUAUUUGGCUUUUAA